GCUGACCACGCCCCCAGGCCCAGCUUGGUGGGGACUGUGAAAGCGGCGAGAGGGCUGCACAGUCCGGUUGAGCAUCGGGCAGUCGUUCCCUUGAGACGCUCGUGCGGCCUGUUCGGCGGCCCUGCUGGGGAGGACUCGAACCCGCUUCGGAACUAAUAGGAAGACGUGAUUUCCAAAGCCAAUUAUGAAAACAUUUGUCAUUGGAAUUGGUGGUGUGACAAAUGGCGGGAAGACAACGCUGGCUAAGAAGUUGCAGAAACACCUUCCCAAUUGCAGCCUAAUAUCUCAGGACGACUUUUUCAAGCCAGAGUCUGAGAUAGACACAGAUGAGAAUGGAUUUUUGCAGUAUGAUGUGCUUAAAGCGCUUAACAUGGAAGAAAUGAUGUCAGCUGUUUCGCGAUGGAUGGAAAACCCAGGGCGCUCUGAGGGACCCACAGCUUUGGAAAGCGCUCAAGGGGUUCCCAUUUUAAUCAUUGAGGGGUUCCUUCUCUUUAAUUAUAAGCCACUGGACACCAUAUGGAACAGAAGUUACUUCCUGACCAUCCCGUAUGAAGAGUGUAAGAGGAGGCGGAGUACAAGGGUGUAUGAGCCUCCUGACCCUCCAGGGUACUUUGAUGGCCAUGUGUGGCCCAUGUACCUAAAGCACAGACAAGAAAUGAACACCAUCACGUGGGAGAUCAUUUACCUAGAUGGAACAAGAUCUGAAGAGGACCUCUUUUCUCAAGUGUAUGAAGAUGUCAAGCAAGAAUUAAAGAAGCAAAAUGGUUUGUGAGUAGCAGCACAAAGGUGGAAUGCAGCAAGUCCUCCUGGGAUGGAUUAAGAAACUUGAAGGACAGCAAACCCUACCUUGGGCAAAAAAGAAACAUGAAGGGAUGUGUUGAAGAACAUUAGCUGGGAUGCAGUCUGUCCUGCAGGACAGUGACGGCUCUCUUGUGUCUUUGUUCAUUUUUAUCACACUUUUCCCAAUCUGUAGAGCAAUGUGUGCCCAUGCCAGGGUUCCUCUAUAAGAAUGGAGGUCAGCCGGGCGCGGUGGUGGCGCACGCCUUUAAUCCCAGCACUCGGGAGGCAGAGGCAGGCGGAUCUCUGUGAGUUCGAGGCCAGCCUGGUCUACAAGAGCUAGUUCCUGGACAGGAACCAAAAAGCUACGGAGAAACUCUGUCUCGAAAAAAAAAAAAAAAAAAAAAAAAAAAAAAAAAAAAAAAAAAAAAAAAAAAAAAAGAAUGGAGGUCAGGUUUUCUUGACUAGGACCUAGCCUGAGAGAAAGAGUUCUGGCUAGUCCACCAGUAUUAUGUUGUGUGUUUCUGCAUUUGUGUGUAUAGUUGUUGUGUCCAUGUUAUUAUGUAUAUUUCUGUUGUAUACACACACUCAAACACUGUGAAAGGAGCCUUGUAUACUACACAGCAUUUUUUGUGUUCGUAUUGCUUAUAAUUACAAUUUGAAAAAUGCUGCUGUCUGCAAUCUCAUGGCAAUGCCCCCCACCUGCAGUCAGCAGCAUUACCCAAAAUAUUGUUUUGACAUUGACCGAGUCAGCAGUUUACUGCAGCAUCUGUGCUUUGUAGUAGCAGGUUUUCUUCUGCUUGACCAAUACUUGUGUGUCUCUGUGAGGAGACUUUUAUAUCCAUAGAAGGAUUUAGUAUGUUUUACUUGGUUUUCUGAAAAUAGCACUCUAAAUUACAAAAUCAUAGUUUUCUUCAAUCAUAUGUAAAACCAGGGCCUUUCUCUGAAAGGCACGGGCAGGGGAUAGAAAUCCUUUCAAUGCUGGGAUUAAAAUUAUGUGUAUAUAUAGGCCAGUCCUAAUUCAGAUAUGAAAUUUGUUUAUUAAUAAUAAAAUAGAUUUCCCACAAUC
This is a messenger RNA of Alexandromys fortis (reed vole), 1846 nucleotides long. RefSeq names its product nicotinamide riboside kinase 1 (gene Nmrk1). Gene Ontology annotation, cellular component: cytoplasm. The record is from RefSeq and is a predicted model, not a curated record. The coding region runs from base 185 to 772 and encodes 195 amino acids. Lineage: Eukaryota; Metazoa; Chordata; Mammalia; Rodentia; Cricetidae. The transcript is spliced from 9 exons. Gene Ontology annotation, molecular function: ribosylnicotinamide kinase activity.